AUGUUAUCAGAAAACGAAUAUCGAAAAACAAAACAACAACUCGAAAACAUUCCACGUGAUUUACCAACUAAACAAAAAAAUAAUCUUAAAAAACUCCUUCAAAAAAAAUUACAUGAACAUGAGCUUGCUUCCAAAUAUCCACCAUUUCAACCUUUACCAUAUACACAAUUUUUUAUUAAUUAUGCAACUCAUGAAUUAACAUUGCUUCAUUUAAUUGAAUCGGUACAAUGUUCAAAAAAGAUUAUUUUAGAUACAGAAUCUAUUACUAUUCCUCAUCAACCAAAUGAACCAGCACUUAUCCAACUCCAAUUGAUAUUACCAACUUCAUAUUCGUACGUAAUUUUUGUGGAAGUUUGCCAUUUACCACGUGAACAUGAUACAACAUUUGAUUUAAUUAAAUUAUUUUUUCAUACCUUAUUUCAAUUUGAUAAAAUCAUUUACAUUUGGGGAAAAAUUAAAGAAUUAAUUAAGUUUAUAAAAUUUGGAUUAUUUUCGAAUGAACAAAUACGUUUAUCAAACAAUAUUAAUUGUCAGGAUGAAUUUAAAAA
Rotaria sordida is the source of this 548-nucleotide messenger RNA. The record is from the annotation of a GenBank genome assembly. Lineage: Eukaryota; Metazoa; Rotifera; Eurotatoria; Philodinida; Philodinidae.